Messenger RNA from Salarias fasciatus (jewelled blenny), 1850 nucleotides. Its product is annotated as stromal membrane-associated protein 1-like. Gene Ontology annotation, biological process: regulation of clathrin-dependent endocytosis. Gene Ontology annotation, molecular function: GTPase activator activity; metal ion binding. NCBI's taxonomy places the organism in Eukaryota, Metazoa, Chordata, Actinopteri, Blenniiformes, Blenniidae. Gene Ontology annotation, cellular component: cytoplasm. Bases 161 to 1540 code for a protein of 459 amino acids. The record is from RefSeq and is a predicted model, not a curated record. The transcript is spliced from 10 exons.
UCCUGUGGGCGGAGAGCGGAUUCCGGUUCCGGGUGUUUUCUGGUCCCACUCGGAGGCGUUCAGACCUCCGAUUAUGAGAUUUUAUCAGAAACUUCUCCCGAAACACGACUGAUCAGAGCCGACUUCAUUCAAUCGAGACAGUCCGAAGCCAGCCGCCGCCAUGACGACCCGCUCGGAGAGGGAGAAGGCCCAGAAGCUGAACGAGCAGCACCAGGCCAUCCUGUCCAAAAUGCUGAGGGAGGAAGACAACAAGUACUGCGCCGACUGCGAGGCGAAAGGUCCCAGAUGGGCUUCCUGGAAUCUGGGAGUGUUUAUCUGCAUCCGAUGUGCUGGGAUUCACAGGAACCUGGGAGUACACAUAUCCAGAGUCAAAUCCGUCAACCUGGACCAGUGGACCUCAGAACAAAUCCAGAGUAUACAGGAUAUGGGAAACACCAGGGCCCGGCAGCUUUAUGAGGCCAACCUUCCAGACAGCUUCAGAAGACCUCAAACAGACCAAGCAGUGGAAUUCUUCAUCAGGGAUAAAUACGAGAAGAAGAAAUACUACAACAAGAAUGUGACCAACGGGAGCAGUCCCAAAGAUAGUAAGAAAGAGCGGGAGGCAGACAGAGGGAGCAAGGUGUCUUCUUACACCAAGAGUGAAGAGUCGAAGCCCGUUCCCAAAAUCAGCCCAGUGAAGACUUCAGAACCUUCUGUGAACCUACUAGGCCUUGACGCACCAGCAGCUGCAUCAGCGAACAAUGGUAGCACGAGCACAAGCCAGAACAACGACCUGGAUAUCUUCGGCCCCAUGGUCUCCAACCCCCUCCCCGCAUCCUCGUCCGCAGCGCCCUUCUCUCAGGUGAGCUCCAGUAACUCGGCCAGCACCCCGACACAAGCAGCGGCGGCGGCACCCGCUGCAGCAGCAGCAGCAGCCAGCUCGGGGUCGGCGCAGGGAGACCUGGACUUGUUCAGCGACAGCAGUAGCACCGCCAAAAGCGACGACACGGCCAAGAAGCCGCUGUCCAAGGACUCCAUUCUGUCCCUGUAUGGGACCAACAGCAUGUCCCAGCAGGCCCCCGCCGCGGGCAUGUUCAUGGGUCCGUCUCAGAUGCAGUUCCCCGUCCAGGCCGCCGCCGGCUACCAGGCCUUCCCCGGCAUGGGCGGGGCCAUGCCCCCAACCACCGUCAUGGGCGCCAUGAUGGCUCAGAGCGGGGCCGCCAUGAUGGGGCCCAGCCCGGGGAUGAUGGUCGGCAUGACGAUGCCCAACGGCUUCAUGGGGAACGCGCCGGCCGCCGGCAUGAUGGGCAUGGCCCCGAGGAUGAUGGGGCCGCAGGGCGGGGCCAUGCCCGCCGGCAUGGUGCCCGCUCAGGGCAUGUACGCCCUCCAGCCCGGGCAGCAGGCGCAGUGGAACAUGGGGCAGGUGAACCAGCAGAUGUCGGGCUUGGCCCUGAACGGGGCGGGGGGGCAGAUGGCCUUCGGUCAGCCCCCCUCGGCGAUGGGCGGGUGGGCCGCCGCCGCCGGAUCCGGUCAGACUUUGAGCACACAGCUGUGGAAGUGAGCCUCGGCGGCGGCCGGCAGGAAGUGCUCUCCUGCGCCUCACGACGAACUGAAGCCCACUUCCUCUCUGGCCACAUGGAACGUGUAUCUCUCUUCUUCUUUUUUUUUUUUUUUUUCUCCUUCUCCCCUAUCUGUCUCUCUUUCUCUCUAUUGUGUGAGUGAAUUGGGAGUUUACGCAGGAUUACAGCCUGGCAGUUUCUGCCUGUCGUUGAGGUUUUUUGGAUCAUAACUUUUUAUUUUCCUUUUUUGGAAAAAAAAAAAAAAAAAAUGACAUGUGGAAAAAAAAAAAGAACGCAGUCCGAACAUCGACA